Molecule: messenger RNA, 576 nt
Organism: Penicillium chermesinum
Lineage: Eukaryota; Fungi; Ascomycota; Eurotiomycetes; Eurotiales; Aspergillaceae
Product: TRAPP complex core subunit BET3
Exons: 5
Coding region: 1-576 (191 amino acids)
Biological process (GO): endoplasmic reticulum to Golgi vesicle-mediated transport; intra-Golgi vesicle-mediated transport
Cellular component (GO): cis-Golgi network membrane; cytosol; TRAPP complex
Source: RefSeq, a predicted model, not a curated record
AUGUCAACUCAAAAGGCCUCCAGAAUAGGAGAAGAGAUUUGGAAAACGAGAAUCGAUAAAGUCAACGCUGAGCUAGUCACACUAACCUACGGGACUAUUGUGGCGCAAUUAUGUCAAGACUAUGAUAGUAACUACCAAGAAGUGAACAAGCAAUUGGACAAGAUGGGAUACAAUAUCGGAAUGAGGUUGAUAGAAGACUUCCUGGCCAAAUCUGGUGUGGGCCGCUGCGCAAACUUCCGAGAGACGGCUGAUAUGAUUGCAAAGGUCGGCUUCAAGAUCUUUUUGAAUGUUGCGCCGACAGUCACAAACUGGACCAGCGAUAACAAUCAAUUCUCGCUGAUUUUCGACGACAAUCCACUGGCGGAUUUUGUGGAGCUUCCCGAUGACGGGCGAGCGCAGGAUGAGCUGUGGUUCUCUAAUAUCUUAUGUGGUGUUCUGCGCGGGGCACUGGAGAUGGUUCAAAUGCAGAUCGAAGCACACUUUGUGAGCGAUGUCCUGCGAGGUGAUGAUACUACGGAGAUGCGGGUCUCGCUCGUCCGGUACAUCGAAGACGAGAUGCCCCCCGAGGACGAUUAG